GUUAGUCGAUAACCCAAUUCAUUUGAAUCUCUGUGAAAAAUAAACUUAAUUUAAGACCUUUUUAUCUCUGUCUCUUUGGUGUCGAGUCAUGAAUGAGAUUUAUUGUCAUUGUCUCAAGUGAUACAAUGUUUAGACACACGGAAUAAUAAUCAAUUAGAUUGUUAGUGGACUAUGAAAAACAUUGCUACCAGUGCUCAAACAUUUAGUACUUAUCCGGGAAGGAGAGCCUCAACAAGUAAUGACAAAUGUAUUCAAUUGAGACAAUAUAAGCACCAAAGUUGGGCUUCAAGUAAAUUCAAUGCAUUCCGCAAGAGUUGGAUCGGACUUUUUGAUAAGGAUGCAAAAUGGGAACUUCAUUACAGACACGGAUAAUAUUAAUAAUAAUGACACCGAUAGGAAUGCUGGCCAAUCACGUAACGGCAAACACUGUUGGUUUGAAUGCAACCAACAAAUGGACACAAUGGACAAGAUAGACAAAAACACGUUUAAAGUGUACCUAACAAAUGGUAAUUACAAUGUAGUCAAAACGGGAGAUGUUACCGAUGUCCGCGGCAUCGCCUCACUCAUCACUAGUCGACUGUCCUCAGACUCCAGUAAACGCUUUUAUGAAAGCAUUUACGCCAUUCGUUUGGCCAGAAUUGGUGCACCCGAUGACCAUAUUUGGCUUCAUCCCGACUCAUCAAUGAAUGAGGCACUCGAACAGCACAACAAUUUACUGGAUAGUGAAUGGAGGUAUGAACUGAGGAUACGUUAUUUCCCGUCGACUAUAAAUGAUAUUUUGGUCAAAGAUAGGGUUACUUUUCAUUAUUUCUAUGAUCAGGUCAAAAAUGAUUACUUACGGUUGGAUAUACCGAUAGAGCUUGACUUAGCCAUUCAGUUAUGUUGUCUGGAAAUCCGGCAUUUUUUCAAAGACAUCACACAUUUUGCUUUAGACAAGAAAUCUAAUUUUGAAACUCUUGAGAAAGACAUAGGACUUCACAAAUUCCUGCCAUCAAACAUAUUAACAUCAGUUAAGCACAAAGCAUUGAGAAAAGCCAUUCAAUCGCAGUUCAAGAAAGUCUCGACAAUGAAUGAAACUGAAUGUAUGCUUAAGUUCUUUGAAUUGGUUGAGCCGUUAAUUCACUACAAACAGGAAUAUUUUAAGUGUGCGUUAGGGACGGGUUGGAGUAUUCCCGUUCAUUUAGUCAUUGGCUGUGAUCUGGGUAUUGGUUAUGUCACUGACAAGACAGGACCGCCCACACAAAUGGCACAAUUUCAAAGCGUUCAAAGUAUAUGUAUAAUCACAACAAAUAGCAAUGAAAGCAGUGGUACUCUGCAGACAACAAGUAGUCAAUCAAUUGUUAGCAAUAAAUGUGUUCUUCAGCUUAAGAUUGCCGGUGCCUCUGAAGUAUUGGCCAUUACCUGCUCGUCAAACAUUGUCGCCGAAAAUAUUGCGAACCUUAUUGACGGUUAUUGUCGUUUAAUCAAUAAUACUAACGAUUCAUUUUGGUUACGAAAAGCCUUUCCCACUAAAUGGAAGUGCAAUUGCAAUGAUUGCCCAAAAGAUAUAAUGAUAGAAAAAACAAAAAAUUUAAAGAAAAAGAUAACGACUGAAAAUGGGGACAAAGAUUACGCUGAAAUAGUAGACGACGGCGACUACUCGACACCCGCCGGGAAAGACUACGAAUUGUGUCGAUUGAGAUUAAAUUUGGACGCAAUUAUAGGUGAGGGACAGUUCGGUGAUGUGUUUAAAGGUUCGUAUCGAACCAAAGACGACCAAAUAAUAGCUGUGGCCAUCAAAACGUGUAAAAUUGAAAGCGAGGGGCAAAUGGGUGACAAGUUUUUAGAGGAGGCGUAUAUAAUGCAACAGUUCUCACACCCGCAUAUUAUACGACUUAUUGGUGUUUGUUCCGAUUCGCCCAUUUGGAUAGUCAUGGAAUUGGCCAAACACGGAGAGAUGCGGGCAUUCCUCCAAAAUAAUAAGCAUCGACUGAAUUUGGCUACUCUUAUAUUAUAUGCCUAUCAACUGAGUACAGCUUUGUCUUACUUGGAAAGUAAAAAGUUUGUGCACCGGGAUAUCGCCGCUCGCAAUGUUCUCGUCUCAUCCCAUAGUUGUGUCAAAUUAGCCGACUUUGGUCUUUCCCGAUGGGUUGAAGACCAGUGCUAUUAUAAAGCCAGUAAAGGCAAACUACCUAUUAAGUGGAUGGCACCGGAAUCGAUCAAUUUUAGGCGUUUCACUACAGCUUCUGAUGUUUGGAUGUUUGCCGUCUGUUUGUGGGAGAUAUUAAUGAUGGGAACAAAACCAUUUCAAGGCGUCAAAAAUAAUGAUGUUAUCGGAAAAAUUGAAAACGGAGAGCGACUGCCUUUACCGAUGAACUGUCCGCCGAGAAUAUAUAGUUUAAUGUCUCAGUGCUGGUCAUAUGAGCCCUCGAAAAGGCCAUAUUUUAAAGACAUUAAACAAUUACUAUAUGAAGUAUAUUUAGAAGAGAAAACUCAAUUAGAAAGACGUGAUAUUAGACGUGAUUUGCAAUCAAUAUCCUGGAGUUCUUCGGGUUCUGAAGAACCGCCGCCAAAACCUUCACGAUUUGGUGCAGAGAUCCACUCUGAACCCAAUCCUUGUGUUGACGCAUAUAUAGUCGCUAAAGAUCCAGAGGUAUUGGCUCAAUUGAUGUCAGAAAACGCUCAUUUAUUACCCCCUGCCUGGGCUUAUAAUGCACCGGCUUCUCCAAGCAAUACAUUUGCGGUGCAGAGCAUUGCCACCAAAACUGUGAAAAAAGAGAGUCUCUGUUCCGCAUUCAAUACUACCACUUCUUCUUCCAGUUCUACUACAACCUCUGCCACCGAAGUAAAGGAAUUGGCCGAAAAGGCUGAGUUAGACAAACAUUUGCUUGAAGUACGACUCAAACAGCAGAGACAAGAGUCAGAGGAAGACUCAAAAUGGUUGGCAAAUGAAGAAAAGCAAUUACUGGCUUCAGUCAAACGGUUAUCUGUUUGUGACUCCGAGCAGAAUAGCCACGAACCCAGAGGAUCGCCCAUUAAUAAUGCAGUCAUUGACUAUAGUGUGCCAUUAAGCCAUUCCAAACCCAUAGCCAAUGGGACCAACAAUUCAAGUACUUUAAGUACAUUAAGUAGUAUAUCGAUGGCAUCGACCAACACAUCCUCCAAUACACCAUUAGAUACUCAGCCGACCGCUGAUAUCGACCGCACCAAUGAUGAGGUCUAUAACUACACUAUGAAUGUUGUCAAUGCGGUUAGAUUUUUAUUACAAGGGGUACAGGAGGCCCGGGUCGACCAGUAUAUCGACUUAGUAAAGGCUGUUGGUAUUGAAUUGAGAGGAUUGUUAGCCAGUGUUGACGUAUUGUUCUCAAUGUUGCCGGUUUGGGCCCAUCGAGAAAUUGAAAUGACACAUAAAGUAUUGAGCAAAGAUAUGGCCGGUUUAGUGCAGGCCAUGAAAUUAGCCCAACAGUAUAGCCGAACUACUGUCGAGAGUGAAUAUAGAAAAGCAAUGCUAGAAUCGGCUCAUAUUCUUGUGAUUAAUUCAAAGAACUUGUUGGACACUAUAGAUCAGGUUAGGCUUCGGAUGGUCAACAAACACUUCAUAGACUCCAUGUCCGGUAUUAACGCAUUGUCUUUAAACGGCACGUCACCCGACAGAGGCAUUGGCGGUAUCGAUGAAGAGUCACCCGAUAUGUUAGAAAAGUCGUUGAGUGAUAAUAGCAGUUAUUAAAUGACUUAUUUUAUCCAAAAAACAUGAUUUUAUAAUCACAUCAUUUGCAAAAUCAUUAUUCAUAUGUAACGAUCAAAUAAAUUAUAAAACACAUUAACUUAUGUUUUUCUAAUAACUGUUGAAUUAAAUUGAAUUAAUUAAUACUUUAUUAUAAUUUAAG
This is a messenger RNA of Oppia nitens, 3866 nucleotides long. It is a transcript of the gene Fak, whose product is annotated as focal adhesion kinase 1-like. The record is from RefSeq and is a predicted model, not a curated record. NCBI's taxonomy places the organism in Eukaryota, Metazoa, Arthropoda, Arachnida, Sarcoptiformes, Oppiidae. Gene Ontology annotation, molecular function: protein tyrosine kinase activity; ATP binding. Gene Ontology annotation, biological process: signal complex assembly; protein phosphorylation. Gene Ontology annotation, cellular component: focal adhesion; cytoskeleton. The transcript has 16 exons. The coding region runs from base 299 to 3706 and encodes 1135 amino acids.